AUGGCUUCACACCCAUCGACGGCUAAUACGUUGCCACACAGAUCAUCUACACAGCAUGCUGGAGAUAGACGAUCGCCGAAAAGAAGUCAAUCUGAAACUAGCAACGGACCAGUUUAUCCACAAUCAAAAGAGGGGAGCAACAUACCAUCAAACCCAGAAAUAGUGGCCACUGUGCACUUCACUGUGUGUCCCGGAAACGCGAUGGAGAAAGAAGUGUGGGAUCGAGUGAAGAUACACUCGAAAAGAUCCGGAAUUCCACAUACUAUUGUAUUCGAUCAGAAUUCGAAUGUGCCAGGCCAGAGGAAGCUGAUAGUACAUUACAGACAGGAUAAGAAUGAAUCGAAGGUUGAAAAGAAAAUGCACGUCACCGUACAGAUACUUCAUAAAGAGGGAACUACAAAGGAUCUUCAUUUAGAGGAAAGAUUUUCACAAUACGGUCAGGUGCUGGAUGUAUUUCUUGUGAAGGCCCCUCAGCGUGGAUAUGUUUUCGCUGUCAUCGUGUUUCCUCGAGUUGCAGACGCUCACAGGGCAAUGAAUGACAAACAAGAACCGAAGCCUUUGGCAUACGCGGCACCUCCAUCUAGACGCCUACUGGUAAUGAACACCCAGCCGAAUACCAUGGACCAAACGCUGGUGGUGGUCCGAAGUUAUUCAGACGACAUCAAAGAUAUAUUGGUGGAUUACGCCGAAAGGAGGGCAGUCGUAAUCUUCGAAGAUAUUAAAAAAUGCACGGAAUUGAUGAGAAAGCUGAAAGUGCCUACUAAACAUCGUUACAGUCACUACAUAGAGCAAUCAACUGCAGUGGACUAUUGCCCUGAUAAGUUAUACGAUUUUAUCGUAGAGGCCACUGAAAGACGAAAACAGGAAGCAGCCGAAAAAAAGAGACAAGCCGAGGAACAAGCUGAAGCUGAAAAAACGGAUGGUCUAUCAAGAAACACAGAUACAGCUCAUGCGACGCCAUCGGGUUCUUUAUCACAAGGUCAUAAGAGCGCGAGAGAAUCGAAAUCAUCAGUGGAAGAACAGCACAAGGAUCAAGAGGAAGCAGAAUGCUACGGCACCCCGUCAACUAGCAACGAAUGCAACGCAAAAGAAAAUUCAGAUGAUGAUAAUGGUUUUUCGGGAUCCGGAUUGAGGCACAGUCAUGGUAAAAGUGAAGAUGGCGAGACGGAUACAAUUGAUGACUCGCCUGGUCCCAGUAAAAGAUCUGAUUCGGAGCGUAAACAAAGAGAGGAACCAGAAAAGUCGAACGGCGGACCAGAAGAUCCAGGAACCAAAAGAGUCAAGCGAUUUUCUCAGCACGGUGGAAUCGUUCAUAGCGGUUCUAAUGGAGCUAGGGAAAACUCGAUCCAGCCGUUUCAGUCCCUUCCUUCAACAUCGAAAAACCAGGAUGAGCGGGAACUUUUUUCGAAUGUGUUUGCUGACAAUUCGUAUGAUGAAACCAGCGCUGAAAAAGAGGUCAAUUCGAAACGAAAUUCACCUCCAUCUUCAUUCGAUUGUCAAAAUGACACUUUGAUGAGAGUGAUCAAUCGUAUGAAAUGGAGACCUCAUCCCAAUUUGAGUUCUUUCCCAACUCGAGUUGACGAACUCAUGAAACUAAAUCUGAGAACACGGGUAAACUACGAAAAAUUGACUGGUAGACCAUUUCCCAAGUUCUCAAUGGAAGAUGAUCUCAGAACCCAAACGUCACUUUUCAAAGAAAAAAGAGAUUAUUAUCGGGAGACACCGUGUAAAGAAUUGGAUAUCAGGUUGUUAGAUUGGAGAAAAUUAACCGACCAUAUAGACCGAGACAUUGACGAGUUUCGUGCUCCUGAUUCUAAAGAAUUAUCGAAAGAUAUUCCACAACAGACGAUAAAAAGUGGUGGGAGACCGAGUCUUGACGAAUCAACAAGAUACGGCAGACUGUCAUUCGACUCAACGAAUCAACCAGUUGAACUAGCUCAACGGAGCCAUUCCUUGAGUAUUGGACCUACGACGCCAGCAUUUCCAACUUCGCAGCCACUGCUCGUUAAUACUCACCAUUCUUCACAACCGAGUGGAUCUGGAGUGACAACUCCACGCAGUGGGCAACCCCCUAUUCCGAUGUCACCAGUGUCUCGACACAAUUCAGUGUCGUCUACCGGUCGACCUGCAAAUAUUCAAGCGUUGCGUCAUCACAGUGUCAUGUUCCCACCAGACGUCUCCAUUCCGCCACCUCCAAUUCCACCAACUAAUGAUGAAAUGCGAACAAUACAAGGAAACCUUUCUAGAAGGAGUUCCGAAACACUCCCACCGCUGAAAAGUCCUCCGUUCGGAAGUCUGACCGCGCCCAUCGCUCCAUCUCCUUCUCAAAUGAUGGCUGCAACAGGAACCCAUUCCGUGUCAUCUUCUGCUCACUCAACACCUCGUCAUUCGAUUUCUGGAACACCUAUUCAUUACGAACCUCCAUCAACACCGAAAGGGCCUUCAAUUUUAACACCAAAGACGAACAAGCCUGAAAAAGUGCAAGUGCGACACGAUUCUAUUUCAAAACCAGGACCGUCUAACGCUGCAAAUGCACUUCAAGCUCGAUCGCAGUCGAUGACAUCUGACCACAGAAAGAACGUUACUCCUACUGUUCGAGAUGCUGGUAGCGAUCUUUACGAGAAAAUUAUGUCCAACCAGCCGAGCAUGGGUUUCAAAAAGCUUCCACGUAUCGAGAAGAAACCAUCUGCGCUUCAAAAUGUACAUAAUCAACAAAUUAACAUUCCAACUGCUUCAACUUCAUCAGCACCAUCAACUUCUUCAAAUCAUGCCAUGCUGCAAAAGGACAAAGAAAGAGAAAAGGAGAAACGUAGGAAGGAAAAAGAGCGGGAACUAGAACGGGAACGUGAUACUCGAAAGGAGGUGAGAAAGAAAGAAACCAAAGAAGAACGGCAUAAAAGGAAAGAGCUGGAAAGAGCAAAACGGGAAGAAGAUGAACGACGGGAACGGAAACGCGAGAAACAGAGGAUAAGAGAGAAAGAGGAACGGAGAAAGGAGAAAGAAAAAGAGCGGAGGAAAGUUGAAAAGGAAAAACUUAAGAAGAAGAAACACCAGAGAGAUGACAGUAGUGAUGAAUCAGGAUCUAGUUCGGACGAUGAUUUGGAUUUGGAUGUCAGGAAGUCGGCGAAGGAAAUGACGCAAGAAGAGAAAGAUCAUCAACUCGCAAUGAUCCUUUCGAGAGGUAGUAUAAUUGAGAACCUGAAGUCACGAAGGAGGUCUGAUAAACGAGGACAUGAUUCGUUUGAAAAAUUGCGUCAGAAAAAUGAACAGGCUGGCACACCGAGUUUACAGAGACGCGUAUUGAUUGAAUCUUCUGAUGAUGAUGAUAAAGGAAAAGACGAUGAUAAGGAUAAAUCUGAUUCCUCGAGUGGAGAGGCCAGUGAAACGGAACAACGCUUCAUUCCUCCUCCGCCACUGCCGCCGUCUUCCACGGGAGCAGAAGCUGCUAAACGCAGUAGUAAGCACAAAUACAGUCAUAAGGAGAAAGGUGAAGUAUUGUCAUCGGAUGGUGAAGGAAAACGUGGAGAAGCCCGCAGGAAGAAGAGAUCCAAAGACGACAGAGACAAUCGUAAAAGACAGAAGUCUCUCACCAACUACUCAUCAGAUGAGCAUGAUCGGGAACAUAAUGCGAAACGAGUUCGGAGAGAAGAGAACGACGAAGCGAAUCGUCAUACCUCUCGAACAUCCAAAGAUGAGCAAACAUCGAGAAAAAGAAAGUUGGAAAACCGUUUGAGUUCAGAUGAAGAAUCUAAGAGAAAGAUUAAGCAAGGUGAUUUUCGUGACAUUCCACAUGAGAAUAUUUCGGACGAAGAAGAGUCUGAAUCGGCAGCAAGAGUUAGAAGGCAGUCGUCCAGUAGUAACGCUAGCAGUUCCGCUUAUGGAAAGAAGCUCAAAACGCCGCCAGUGAUCACCACCCCAUCUGCUACUCCCCUCCAAUCACCAAAAAUUCUUUCCCCGAAACAAGUAUACUCAAAGACUUCCACAUCUUCAAAACUUCCAUCUAUCACUGCACAAGAGCCUUUGGUAUCUCCGAGACCUCGAAAUCGCACAUCGUCAUCAACUUCUACUGCUACCAACUCAUCUAAAUAUGAAGCUCCAGCUGUUUCCGAAAAACAGCUUUCGCCCCCAGUCACAGCAAAAAGCAGUGUGUCUUCUAUCGACGAUUCGGCACUUCACGAUGAGUUCAAUAUCAACUCGGCAAUCGAUAGUCCGGCCAGCGUCACAGGAAAACCGAUGGUGUUGACGAAGGCAGCAAUGAAGGCGUUUAAUUCAUCAUCUCCUAGAAAGCUGAGCAAUUCGUCGGCCCAGCAUGAUUCGUCUUCGGAUACAUCAUCCAGCUCCUCUUCAUCUUCAUCUGAUGAUGACUCCGAUGAGGAUACUGUAGUGGCUGCGGAACCAAAUGAUGCUCCCCCGGCUGCCAUUGAAAACAUCGCUGCUGAAGAACCCAUUGAAGUGACUGUUGGUGAAAGUUCUGAUACGCUGGAAACACAUUUGGCAACUUCAACAUCACCCGUCCUACCUGCUCUACCAGCAGAGUUGAUAGUGUCGGAUGAAAGUAAAGAAUCAUCUGAUGUGGAACCUGUGGUUAAAGAAUUUUUACAAUCUGCCGCUCCAAUUCAACAAGAAAUGAACGAAGAAUCUCAAUGUGCCGUAUCAACAGAGCCAGAUGUGGAGCGUGUUGAGGAAGAAGAUCAACAUGCUCAAUCUGAAGACAUUGAAGAAUCUCUGAUGACGAUUCAAGAAGAUGUGCAGAUGGAAAAAGAAUCAGAGUCUGUUGUGCAAUCGAGUUUCUCUCCGCGUCAGGAACCGGAGCAUGUGCCAGCACCAGUCACAGAAAAAUUCACAUCGCCGAAACAGGUUGACACAAAUCCUAUUUCACCAUCAGCUCAUACUGUUAUUUCGGAUCAGGAAACCGAUCAAGCUGUUCAGUCGAUUUUCGACGAAGAAGAAGCUGACGAGUUCCCGCAAUAUCCAGAUUUUGUGAUGACCAAUGACGACAAAGAAGUCCCUGAUAAAGAGACCGUUCAUCCAGAAACCGCGGAGAAGACGUCAUCUCAAUCAACCAUCUCGUCCGAAGGUUACAGCAUAGAUAAAUUGAUAUCUCCCAAACCGUCCACAUCCCAACCUGAAAAGAAUAACGAUGUUGGCAGUAUUGACACCAUCGAAGGAGAAUUCCCACAUAUUGUGAAUCCUAUUGAACAGAUCGUUGAGAUUGCUUCAAUAGAGCCGAUCGAGAACAACGCAGCAGACGAGAAGUAUAUGGAUGACAGCGACGAGGAUUAUGGAGCGAGACCACUGGAGAUUGAUGAAUCCUCACCGGAACAUCAUACAUUGGAGAAAUCUGUGGAGAUUAUGGAAUCUGAAAAUAUUCCAACUAAUGAGAAAGUUCAAGAAGAUCAUCAUAAAAAUCACGAACUCGUUCAAGCUCCUGUGCAGCCUCAAAAACCAUUGGAAGUAAUCACAGAAACACAGCAAUCACAUCAACAAGUAAUUCAACCUUCCCCACAACCUGCCAUCACCCCAUUAUCUCAACCAACUGUUGCACAAUCAGCAUCUGAAAUCCCGCAAACAUCACCGACAGAAGGGGAAUCCGUUCGUGCUCGUUUCGGUGAGCUAAUCAGAGAUAGAAACGUCAAUGAGAUGGCAUCGCUUUUGCAAGCAAAGCCUGAAUACCGGAACUUUCUCUAUGCAGACAUGGUACAGACGAUUUCAGAUAUGGUCUGUCAUGCCGCGCAUGGUGCAGGAAUUGGAUUUUCAAAAGAGACGCAAGAGCGACAAGCGGCUGUUAUGGCUCAGCAACAAGAACAAAUGGCCAUUAAAAACGCACAAGCACGACAAGAACUGUUGGAAAAUCAGCGACGAGCGGUGGAAGAAGAGAGCUUAAAGCGACAACAGCGAGAACAACUCGAUCGUAAAAUGGAGAUGGAUCGGCAGGAGAAGAAACGAAGAAUCGAAAUGGACCGGGCGAACAUGCUUGCUAUACAGUUAGCUGCAAUGCAAAAGAAUCCCGGACAGAAGAACAAUAUGGGUUUCGCGAUGCAAAAUAUCAUCAAUCUGAUGCCUCCAGAAGCCAGACUGUUGUACACUGGAUUCGCUGGUGUGACUCAUGGGCAACAACCUGGACUCGCCAAUGGAACAACUCCUCAAUUAACACCACGUCCUUCUUCAACAGCUUCAUCGUCAGCAUCUGUAAGAACCCCACAACCGCCCUCUACUUCGCUGAAUCGAUCCAGUGUAGAGCCUUCCACAGCCUGUAGCACCAUGAGCUCUGACGAGUCCGCAACUUCUGUUGCACCCAACCCGGCUCCAACCACAUCAUUAGCAGAACUGAGUGCAUUGCUACAUCAAAUUGCAACGCCACCUCAAAUACCAAUUGCCCCUGCCACCACGGCUCCAAACCCUUUCUCAAAUUUGGAAUCGCUCCUCAGUAUGGCAACCAUGGCAAAUCUCACUGGAGCAGCUGUGAAUCCAUUAUCCAUGUUUGCUGUUACACAUGCCAUCAAUCAAGCAAAUCCAGUAUAUCAAGGAAUUGCAAGGGCACUUCUGUCUAUGAAUAUGGGGCUUUUAGCCAAUCAACAGGCGUCGGAGGUGAUUGGUCAGCAGGAGACAUUGAUGAACAUAUUAGCUGCAAAAAAUGGGUUGCCAUUUCAACUGCCUCAAUUGAGCCAGCAACCACAACAACAACCGGCAGCAACGUCCCAAGGUGGCUUCGCGAUCCCACAGGGUCUUCCCAUAUCUCUAAAGAGAGGCAACAAAGAUCAACUGGCAAAUGCCACAGAUCGGAAAAAGUCUUGUCCACCUACGGUCACUUCGCAAGGACAACAAACGCUUCAACAGCUUAUGGGGACGAAUGCAGCACCUCCACCUCCACCACCACCAAGAUCUCCUUCCCCUCCAAGAAAAUCGAUGUUUGAAAACCUGCCACCAGAGAUGAAGGAGAAGAACGAGAUGUUCCGCAAGGAAAUCCUUCGUCGUUUGGACAUCAUUUUACUUGAAGAACUUGGUGCAGAUGACGAAGAGGCUGAAGCGAAGCCAGACCUUCAAGAACAGAAGCAAAUUCCGACUUCUGAAGAGGAUGUUGACGAAACCAAAGGCGACUCAAUGGGUUCCGAAGGAUCUGCAUUUCGUAGGAUACUAUCCAGAAGCUCUACAAUGAACAACUCUAGCUCUGCGUCUGCUUCAAGAACUACUACACCAUCCACUACCAGCUCAAUUUCCAGUGGUCCAGAUUCUCCACCUCUAGAAAGUGCCCCACCGCUAGAAAGUGAUUCAUUGAGCCCAAAAUUCUUGGACAUGUUGACGAGCGUUGCUGUUAAACACCGAGAAGACUCUAGUUCUGAUGCACUAUCAGCUAAUAUUAUGGAUGAAGUCGCUUUCACUCAGCAUUUUCCAAUGGUAUGGACUGGUCGUUUGACAAUGAAGUCUACGGAGACUAUGAUCAACCUUCAUUUGAUCAAUGGAUCUGAAACCUUCUUGAAUGGAGUCCUCGGACGUCAACUGAACGAGGAGAAUCCACGUCGUGACUCGGUGAAAAUUAAUCAACGUCUUCGGCUGGAUAACGGACAAGUUGAUCAGGUCCACGGUAUCCUAACAAACCCGGAAUAUGCAUGCUGUCUUGCACUAUCAGCAGUCACCGAUUACGAUGAAUUGGCCAAGAAUGAAUCAAAUCUAAAGGCAUCUUUCAUUGACUAUUUGAUCAAGAAGAAAAUCGCUGGAGUAUCGUGUCUGGAAGAAGUCGAUCAGAAAUUUAAGAGUGCUCGUGUCCAUGUUUUCGCUCCUGGAGAAAUUGUCAGCAGAUAUUUGUCCGAGUUAGCUUCAUCUCUCUACGAUUAUCUUCAAGUCAGUGAUACCCGCUAUUUGCUGAUAGUCUUCACCAACGACAAAAGUGAUCUAAAUAUGGAUGGCCCACCACCAUUAACUUCCCUCGCUGUUCCACCAAUCAGUAGCAACUAG
Molecule: messenger RNA, 7953 nt
Organism: Caenorhabditis briggsae
Lineage: Eukaryota; Metazoa; Nematoda; Chromadorea; Rhabditida; Rhabditidae
Gene: Cbr-din-1
Product: Protein CBR-DIN-1
Exons: 22
Coding region: 1-7953 (2650 amino acids)
Molecular function (GO): RNA binding
Source: RefSeq, a predicted model, not a curated record